Hippocampus zosterae (dwarf seahorse) is the source of this 2206-nucleotide messenger RNA. It is a transcript of the gene galm, whose product is annotated as galactose mutarotase. NCBI's taxonomy places the organism in Eukaryota, Metazoa, Chordata, Actinopteri, Syngnathiformes, Syngnathidae. Gene Ontology annotation, molecular function: aldose 1-epimerase activity; carbohydrate binding. Gene Ontology annotation, biological process: glucose metabolic process; beta-D-galactose catabolic process via UDP-galactose, Leloir pathway. The record is from RefSeq and is a predicted model, not a curated record. The transcript is spliced from 9 exons. The coding region runs from base 743 to 1774 and encodes 343 amino acids.
GCGCGUGUGUGUGUGCGCGCUGACAGGUUUAGACUGUCAUGUUGCGUCACUGUGCCGUGUACCUCAAGUGAGGAAGGACAUAUUACACUAGUGUCAGCAACAAAAGAGGCAUUUGAACUGCUAAUGUCAUGGGAGCCAUAGAGUCUUUGGAAAUCUAAAUUGAAUACAAAUAUUAUUUUCCCUUAUCUUGUCAAUUCUGUAGCAGUUGAUUGUUGAACCGGGUCAAAGCGAUAUAUCCACCAUAUUGUAUGUAUGUGGCUUUAAUAUUAACCAUAAAUUCGGCAAAUAAUAUUGUAAAACUGAGAUUGGAUAAUAUACGAUCAAUAGCAAUAAUUGUGAAUUAAUCCACUGAGUCUUUGUUUGAUGAUAAAUCUCCAAGGAGGAAACACAAUUCACAAUUUGCCAUGUCCAAUAUGGUUAAGGUGUUGACGUACUCAUUACAUCAUUUGUAUAUGUAAUGUAAAUUUUCUCUAUGAUAAUACUUGCAGUUGUCGCAAAAGGCACCAUUCAAGAUGGGAUCAGUAGUGCCCCCCUAGUGACGGAUAAUGCUCUAUCGUUAGCCUCUCUCCCAUGGCGUCAGGCACGGAUGCUUUUUUUAGGAGGGGUGUGCGGGGGCACUGGAACCGAAGCGCUUUAAAAGAUCGGUGACGGAAGACGUUUGAACGAUGCCAGAAGGGUACCCAGAUCGUGGACGAAGGGCGGAUCGUUAAAAUAGGACACAGCCACAUCUUGUGUGAAUAAGAUGACGCAAGUCAGAAGUCAGCCAUGGGGGCAGUUGUCCAGCAAGGUGGAUCUGUGGACGCUCCAGUCCUCUCAAGUGAAAGUGGAGGUCCUGACACUGGGGGCGAUCAUUAGGUCUGUUUGUAGCAAGGGCAAAGACGGUCAGAUGGAGGAUGUUGUCUUGGGUUAUGAUGACCUGGAAGGUUACGUGUCAGACAAGCGGUUCUUUGGAGCUGUGGUUGGCCGUGUCGCCAACAGGAUUGCUCAAGGACGUUUUGUAGUCGAGGGAAAAACAUACCAAUUAGAGAUCAACAAUGGACCUCAUGCUCUACAUGGAGGCCUCCGCGGCUUCAAUAAGGCAAUUUGGAUUGCUACAGCAGUGAAAGAUGGUGUGAAAUUGUGUCUUACCAGUCCAGAUGGAGACCAGGGCUACCCUGGAACGUUACUGGUCUCUGUUACCUACACACUGCAGGGGGAAACACUAACUACAGAGUAUCAAGCCCAGUCUUCUAAAACAACGCCAAUCAAUCUCACCAACCACUCCUAUUUCAACCUUGCUGGAAAGGCUGCAGAUAAUAUCUACGACCAUGAAGUGUCCAUCAUUGCUCAUUCUUACUUGCCAGUUGAUGACACGUCUAUUCCCACAGGUGAAAUCAAAGUCGUGGAUGGCUCACCCUUUGACCUCAGGCAAGCUGUUCUGAUUGGUCCUAGGCUAAAGAAAGUUCCAGGUGGGGGAUUUGACCACAACUUUUGUCUGUCGUCACCUGGAGAGCCAUGGACUGAGAGGGUUGCUGCUAGGGUUUCUCACUCAGCCAGCGGUCGCAUUUUAGAGGUUUCAACCAGCCAACCAGGAAUCCAAUUCUAUACAGCUAACGUCUUGGAUGGCUCUAUCAUCGGUAAAGGUGGAGUUCAAUAUGGGAAACACUGCUCUUUCUGUUUGGAGACACAGAAUUGGCCGAAUGCUGUCAACCAGGCUUCAUUUCCUGGCUGCCUUCUUCAUCCUGGCGAAGAAUAUCGACACGUGACUCGUUACACAUUCACUUGUGCUGACUGAGGUGGUUGAUGCUUCACAGAUUGUUUGAUCCCUGUGAUAACUAUGUUCAUUGACAUGAGGCCUGGAAGUAUAUCUAAUGUACAUUCCAUUUAAUGACUUUUUUGUAUGCAUAUGAUUUGCCAAUCCCUGAAAUAUUCUGUCAAUUUGUGUCGCAUUGUUUUGUGUACAACUCUUCAGUAAAGAGUGUUCAACAUCUUCACAGUGAACUUCCCAGAACAAGAAGUGGCAUUUUAUGGGAAAGAAGCACUUCUGUAUUUGUUAUUUUGAAAUCUGUAUCUGUGAAAUAUACUACGUUUUUAAUACUCCUUUCAAUCAUCCAUCCAUCCAUCCAUUUUCCGUUUAUCUUCACAAGGGUUAUGGGGUGUGCUCAGUGGCUAUUCAAAAAAAUCACAUCAUUUGAUAAUCAUUCAUUGGAUGAAAAAUAAUUCCCAA